AUGCAGGCCGAGGGCAGGCGCGUGCUGCGGCAGAUCCUCCGCCGCGUGCCGGGCGCGGACGUGCAGGCGCGGCGUGCUGCGCGGUCGCACCUUCUCUCCAUUGUUCGCGGCACGGCAGCGCGAGACGCGGCAACGCUCCCCGCCAGCCGGGCGACGCUCCCCGCGCUCGGAAGCGAGCUUCUCUUCCAUCUCGAGUCGCAGGCGGAGCUGCGCCAGCUCAACGAGCGCUACUUUCCGGCGUCCGAGCUGACAGACCGCGAGAAGAUUGCGCGGAUGGCGAGGAUCGUGGGGCUCGAGGCACCGGAGCACGCUGAUGCGCGGGAUCUCAAGUCGAGCGACCCAUGCACCGCCCACUGA
Messenger RNA from Emiliania huxleyi CCMP1516, 357 nucleotides. RefSeq lists its product as hypothetical. The record is from RefSeq and is a predicted model, not a curated record. The coding region runs from base 1 to 357 and encodes 118 amino acids. The transcript is spliced from 2 exons. NCBI's taxonomy places the organism in Eukaryota, Haptophyta, Isochrysidales, Noelaerhabdaceae.